Messenger RNA from Sorghum bicolor (sorghum), 948 nucleotides. Its product is annotated as protein TIFY 9. Gene Ontology annotation, cellular component: nucleus. The coding region runs from base 159 to 695 and encodes 178 amino acids. The transcript is spliced from 5 exons. The record is from RefSeq and is a predicted model, not a curated record. Gene Ontology annotation, biological process: regulation of defense response; response to wounding; regulation of jasmonic acid mediated signaling pathway. NCBI's taxonomy places the organism in Eukaryota, Viridiplantae, Streptophyta, Magnoliopsida, Poales, Poaceae.
ACGCACGCGCCACACGCUAACAAAUUGCAGCCCAGCAAUUUAUCUUAAUCUGGGCAGGCCUUCAAACCCACCACGCCUGCUGCAGUCUCUCCUCUAUCCUUCCUUCAGCUACAGCUAGCAUUAUUUUUAGCAAGCAACGCCCUCAGCAGGUGCCGGCCAUGCCGUCGAUGGCGCCGGUAGAGCUCGACUUCCUCGGCCUCCGUCCUCCUGCCGCCGCCGCCGACCACCACCACGGCGGCACCACCACCACCACCACUUGCUCCUCCAUCCGAGGCAUGAAGACGAGCGCGAUAGCGAGCAUCGGGGCGCACCAGCUGCGCCGCGUCAUCGUCGGCGACGAGGCGCCCAAUAACAAGCAGAAGCAGCAGGCCCCGAUGACGGUCUUCUACAACGGCGCCGUGGCCACCUUCGACGGCGUCUCCCAGGACAAGGCAGAGGCUAUAAUGAAGAUGGCGAUGGAGGUUACUACCUCCAAUGGAGGCCGCGUCGUCCGUGGCGACGCAUUUGCUGGAAAUUUGACCAAAGACAUGCCACUCACAAGAACCAAAUCGCUGCAGCAGUUUCUGCAGAAGCGAAAAGAGAGGCUGAGUGGGUUGGGUCCGUAUCAGCUGGGAAUAAUGGGAUCGGGAGGAACGAGCCGCGUUGGUGCAGCGACAACCAACAAGUCGUUUCAUGUGAAGGAGGAGGCAGCUUAACCUAGCAGCCGCCAAGCUACUAAUUCAAGAAGUAUAUUCUUUGAUACUUUGAUAGCAGUAUCGACAAAUAAAUAGAAGAUCCACAGUGAUAUAAGUUCGUUUGAUAAUUUCAUUAAGAUUAAGAUCUAGAGUUGAUCAUAGGCAUAUGUAUGUUUGUUAUAUAUAUUAUUAUUUUUUUACCCAGGAUGUUUAACACAUUAUAUCGUUCAUUCAAAAAGACGUGGUGCAUGCCUACCCUUAAUUUGGCGCCUUU